UCUCCACAUCCGGCCAUGAUUGGGCGUCCCAUUUUGUCCGGGUUUAGCCGUCAUUGUAAAUAAGAAUUUGUUCUUAACUUACUUGCCUAGUUAAAUAAAAAAUACAAUUAUCCAAUUCGCUGCAACGUUGAGCGUCUGAUCAUUGGUAUUUGGCACUUUCGCUAUAUACAGCGACGAGGACAAGGCUCCACAUGAAUUGAGAAAAUAUAACCGUAUUCUAUUUAUGUAUAUUAACCUGGCUAUAUUGCACAUGUUUUUGCAACCAUCAAAUUAUUUUUGAAGGCUUAAUACUUUAUAUUCGCUUGCCAACGAAUCUGCCGCAGCGGUUCAGAGAUAUUUCAAGGAGUAAGAUGGCGGCACCUAGUAAACAGUACGGCCUGAUCAUACCCCAGAAGAGAGCGCCUAAGACAGCCACCUUGCCCAGACCCUCAGUGUUUGGGGAUGACUCUGAUGAAGAGACCUCGGUUGGGGAGAGUUUGCAGAAGGAGGCUCUGAAGAAGAGGAUGAUGAAACAGACACGUCUGGAGAUGCAGAAGGCUCUAGAGCAGGACAGCAGUGUGUAUGACUACGAUGGUGUCUAUGAUGACAUACAGAAACAGAGGCUGGAGAGCAGCAAGAAAAUGCUGGGAGGAACCGACAGGAAGCCAAAGUACAUCAACCAGCUGCUGCAAGCGGUGGAGGAGAGGAAGAAGGAGCAGGAACGAAGAGAUGAGAGGAAGAUCCAGAAGGAGAGAGAGGCGGAGGGAGAGCAGUUUGCAGACAAGGAGGCUUACGUCACCUCAGCCUACAGACAGAAACUCAAGGAGAGACAGGAGGAGCUGGAAAAAGAAAAGCGAGAGGCAGCAAUGGAGGCUGCUCUGGAUGUGAAGAAGCAGAAAGACCUGAGUGGUUUCUACAGACACCUGCUGAACCAGACCGUAGGAGAGGAGGCCAUACCAGACCGCUCUGUACCGAGGGAUCAGAGUUCAAAGGCAGUCAAGACAGAAGCGCCAUCCCCACCGCCUUCACCUCCCUCACAAGACCACGUCCCCAGUUCCCAUAGCGACAGCGAGGAGGGGCAGGAUCAGAAGGCAGGGUUCAGUAAGCCGGCCCCUGGUGCCAAACGCCACUACAGACAGAGGUCCCCUUCCUCUGGGAGUGGAGAAGAGGAGCGAGAGAAGGAUAGAGAGAGAGAAAAGAAGAGACACAAAGAGAGAGACAGAGACCAAGGAAGGGAUAGAGAGAGGGUCAGAGAGAGAGACAGGGAGGACAGGCAUGGUGGACGGAGAGAUGAGAAGGAUGGAAGAAAGGAGAGGGAUAGAGACAGGGAGGAGGACAGGAGCAGGGGGAGGCGGGAUAAAGAGAGAGAGGAGAGACACGGGAAGAGAGAAAGGAGCCCGAAAGACAGAGAGAAGGAGAAUGGGGAGAAAGAGAAACAGAGAGAGCUAGACAAAGACAAGGGGAGAGAAAGGGACAAGGGCAGGGAGAAAGAGAGGAGUAGGGAUGGAGAAAAGGAGAAGACUAUAAGAACCGACGGAAAGGAUGAAAAGGAGGGAGAGGGGUCAGAGAGGAAGGGGAAGGAGGGAGAGGGGUCAGAGAGGAAGGGGAAGGAGGGAGAGGGGUCAGAGAGGAAGGGGAAGGAGGGAGAGGGGUCAGAGAAGGAGGGGUCAGAGAAGAAGGGGAAGGAAGGGUCAGAGAAGGAGGGGAAGGAGGGAGAGGAGAGUAAAGUGAGUAAGUUUGUCAAGCGCAGCAGUGAGCAGACCGUGACCUCAGCCAGAGACCGAUACCUGGCCAGACAGAUGGCACGCUCAGCCACCAAGACGUACAUAGAGAAGGAGGAGGACUGAACACACACAAACUGUGACAGCUGUGACUGUGUGAUGAUAUAGAGGGUGACCGAUGAACUGAGACACGUCAACAGAUGUGUGUGAACUUCGUUCUCUAAUACACUGCACUUGAUGGACCCACCAAAUAAGAGUGUGGUCUCAUGGUUCUACUGUCUGGGGAGAUAGAUGUAAUGGUAGAGAGUGAUUUAAAUGAGUGAAUGCAGGACUUGAGUUAAGUGAGAGGGUGAAUAAGUGAUGAAAAUGUAGUGUGAGUGAGUUGCCCCACACCAGGGAACUAUGUGUUUUUGUUGAAUAUUUCUGUUCUAUUCCAGUUUUUUUUCUCCUGGUGGACAGAACCGUACUUCCUGUUUAUGUUGUGUUAAUAAAUGUCUGAACAUA
Messenger RNA from Salmo salar (Atlantic salmon), 2204 nucleotides. The record is from RefSeq and is a predicted model, not a curated record. Lineage: Eukaryota; Metazoa; Chordata; Actinopteri; Salmoniformes; Salmonidae.